UAUAAAAAGUAGCAGCAGCGGGCACAAUUCAUUGGGUAAGGCUAGGUAGUCACUUGCCAUCAGAUUGUGGUAUUCUGUUCCAGCAUACCAGCAGAAUACCAGAAUCGCCAGAUGCCAAACACUGCUGACACCUGCCGGAUCCCAUUCACAAUAAUGCGGUCAUUCAAGAUUGUUUUGCCUUUUGUUUUUGCUAGAAUCUGCAAUGGAGGCUUCUGCUGGAACCUCUGCAGUAGAUGUGCACAUACCCUAAGGGGUGCGAUGGGUCACUCACGAGGGGGCCCAAUUCAGAUUCUUGCCAGUGAUUUCUAUGUACGCCCCUGCGCUUAACCCUCUCCUCCCUGAGCUGACAGAAACCUCUCUCAGCUGCAGACCUCUCCCUCUUUCCCCACAGCAGAGCCUCUCAAACCCUUCAUUAACCCUCUCCUGCACUUGCGAGUUAUUCAGCUAAUUCCUGGCUAUUAACCCAUGUUAUUUCACAUGCAAAACAUCACUCCCCUCAGCCCCCUUUAAUAUACAGUCCCAUGUAAAAUGCACCAAUUCCCUCCAUUCAGCCCCCUCCUACAUGCAUCCAUUGCUCUCUCCUCUGCUGCUGCUUCCUGAUUCUAGGAGGCUCUGCCCCUUCCCACGAUAUCAUACUUACCAGGAACAGCUCUGCUCAAGACGUGACGGCACGUGGACACCAAGAUUCGCCAUGGCAAAUGAAGCACAGCCUUGCCCUUGUGAGCUUGGGGAUCAGUUUGACCAUAAGAAUCUUGGAAAUGAGAUUCAGAUUGAACAUAUAAAAGCUUACAUCUCCAAACCAAAAACAAGCACCGAUAAAGCCAUAAUUGUGAUCCAAGAUAUUUAUGGAUGGGAGCUUUCCAACACAAGAUACAUGGCUGAUCUGCUUGCUUCACACGGAUACAUUGCUGUCGUACCUGACUUUUUUGUGGGAAAGGAACCAUGGAACCCAUCCUAUGAUCGUGCAAAAAUGUUUAAAUGGCUUGAAACGCGACCAGCCAAUAAAGCAUACAGGGAGGCCGAGGCUGUGCUGAGAUAUUUAAAGGAGCAGUGUAAAGCAAAAAGUAUUGGAGUGAUUGGAUUUUGCUGGGGUGGCAUUGUAACCCAUUAUCUCAUGCUAAAAUAUCCUGAACUAAAGGCUGGAGUGGCAUUUUAUGGUUUAGUCCGGGAAGAAGGUGAUAACUAUAAUUUGCUUAAUCCAACGCUGUUCAUUUUUGCUGAGAAUGAUCCCAUCAUACCACUAGAACAGGUAAGAUCUCUGGAUGAAAAACUUAAAGAGCAUUCCAAGGUUGACUAUAAAGUUAAGGUCUAUCCAAAGCAAACUCAUGGGUUUGCCCAUCGGAAGAAAGAGGAGAUCAACCCUGAUGACAAGCCAUACAUUCUAGAAGCAAGGAAGGACAUGCUUGAGUGGCUGAAGAAAUAUGUAAACUAAUUCACCAGAAUGUUGCCAGAUGUAUUACAUUAAUAUAAUUUUUUUAAUGAGAUCUUUAAAAUUAUAACAUUAAAGAAAAGUUUGUCAAAUUGACAGCAAUUAAACUCACCUUGCUUGCA
Messenger RNA from Bufo gargarizans (Asiatic toad), 1551 nucleotides. Its product is annotated as carboxymethylenebutenolidase homolog. Gene Ontology annotation, molecular function: hydrolase activity. The transcript is spliced from 6 exons. NCBI's taxonomy places the organism in Eukaryota, Metazoa, Chordata, Amphibia, Anura, Bufonidae. The record is from RefSeq and is a predicted model, not a curated record. The coding region runs from base 563 to 1432 and encodes 289 amino acids.